Pogona vitticeps (central bearded dragon) is the source of this 4352-nucleotide messenger RNA. RefSeq names its product meiotic double-stranded break formation protein 1 (gene MEI1). The record is from RefSeq and is a predicted model, not a curated record. Lineage: Eukaryota; Metazoa; Chordata; Lepidosauria; Squamata; Agamidae. Gene Ontology annotation, biological process: meiosis I.
UUUAACCGUUGCGGCACAAACAGAAGUGUUGUAAGGUAGUUCUCCCUUGCAAGCAUAUCGGCUUCCCAGGAAUUGCUCCUCUGACUUUCUUGCAGUCCUUAAAGCCACAGGAAACCUGUCAGAAACAUCGGGCGGAGCAUCUCCACGCCCUACUUAGGACGCUUCUUUCCACCUGCUACUCUCUCCCGCUACCUCUCCAAGGCUCGGCCACGUUCUUUCAAUGCGCCUGCGCAAAACCGCACAGCCAAAUUUGAUGCCGUUCUCCCCGGUUGCUGUCCCGCCUCACCCUCUGAGGGAGACCAAGCGGGCGGGUGAUGAUGGAGGCGGCUUCGGAGCUCCUGGUUUGCGAGCGCCUCCACCAUCUUCACGACUCCCGCUGGCUUCUGGAGUGCCUGCCUUCGCCGCUUUGCUUGGCGUGUGCCAUCGAGACGUUGAAAGACGGCGGGGUCUCGCAUGUACGUAAGAAGCAUAUACUCUCUUGCCUUCGAGAUAUUUUGACUCGGCAUGCAACAUUAGUCAUCCCACUGCUUGUGCAAGAUGAAAGAGUCUGUGCUCAUUUCAUAGCAACCUUGUUUGAGAUCUUACAAACAGUGGAAAAUAGCAGCUUUCAAGAUUUACCUGUUGAAAUUUUGGUACUGCUGGUAGUAGAGCUGAAGGCUGAUCGGUACCUGCACUAUUUAUUGGAUAAAUGUCAGAAAGAGUUAUGCAAAGUAAUUACCAUAAGAGGGCAUUUACCCAUAUUUAAUCUUCUUGGAAAGUUGGCUGAUGUCAUCCCAAUUUUCACAGAUAUAUUGGUGACUGAACACAUGUACUGUUGUCUCUUUGUAAUUGCCUUUUCUAUUCUGUCUGCAUGUAAUGUGAUGGAGCAUCUGGCUACAAGUUUGAUGUAUCCCAAUGAGAACAUAAAGGCCGCUGUAUGCUAUCUUUAUGGCAAGCUCUACUCUUUCCCAAGUUCUGGAGAGUGGCUAUUUGUGCACUUCACAGAGAGGCUGUGUGGCCUCUUUCUGACUACUCUGAAGAGUGCACAGACCAAGGAGCUGCAAAUUAACUGUAUGGGUCUGUUAAAGCAGCUCCUGAAAUAUGAUAAUUUUGUUUCUGUUAUUAUGAGCAAUUCGGGGAAAGGGGCAGAUUCUGCAAGCCCAGAGUUGUUUGAGGGAGGAAACCCCUUGCCUUUGAUGCUCAAGAAGCUGUUACUGUCAAGAGAUGAGGUACUACAGAUAGCAAGUGCUCAAUGUAUAGCUGCUGUACUGGUGCAUUCACCAGCAAAAUAUGCUUCUGCUUUUAUCCAUGCAGAUAUUCCAGAGUUCCUCUUUGAAUGUCUCUUCUGCAUGAGUGAAAUUCUCAUCUGGUCAAUUUAUUGUUGCUUGCUGCUUCUGACGGAGGAACAGCUUUUCUUUUCCAAGUGCCACACUGUCUAUGGCAUUGAACCUAUUUUAAGAAGCCUGAAAGAAAUCUUGCUUCUUAAUAAUCUGGAAUUGCAAAAGCAGGGACUUUUGCUUUUCACUGAAAUUUUGAAAAGGCAGCCAACAGAAAUCAAAUUAUUUGCAAAUAAUGCAAUAUUUAAAGAUGCCACUGAUGUUCUUAUGGAAGCUGUAAAUUCUCCUGUCCUUGAAGUAGCAGCUGAAGCUGUGAAAGCUGUGACUGCAAUCCUGACAAAGGACCAUGUGAACUUUCCACCAAUACCAUAUGGAGAACUACAGAAGCUGGUUGAAGGUGUGCUAAUGCGGUGUAAUGAUCUCCCCCUGCCAUCUUUUAAUAGGUGGCUCAUGGGUCACUCAGGGGGCAAACAUCAGAACAAAGCAAUUUCACAGCAGGGGCAGUUCCUGCAGAGUGCUUUAGAAAGCUUCAAGAAUGCUUGCAGGUUAGCUGUAGAACUCCAAAAAGAACCUCUGGCUCAGGAGAAUGCCUUCACAGCUCCAAACUCAGAGGACAAAAAUACACUGAGAAGAUUUUCUGAAUUUCUACUAAGGUUGUCUGACUCUUUUUGCAUCCCCAUAGUCAUGAAAUAUUCGGAAAGGGCCAUCCGCCCAGCUCUUAUGGAAGUGUUCAUCUCGACCCUCAGUAUCUUAUUUAGUGUUCUGCCAGAUGCUUGUAAGAGAUUCUCCAUUAAGCUGGCAACAUCUUCUUUUAUCCGACUGAACAUGGAAUUGAAGGCCAAAUUCUGCACUAGACAAAGUAACUCUGCUUUGAAUCAAGCUUGUUCUAGCUUUCUCCAGAGCUUGUGUCUUAAUCUGCAUAUAUCCCUGGAGAAGAUGAAUUCUGCACAAGAUGCACAAGAAAUAUCUGAACUUCUUCAGAGGAGUCUACCAGACUUAAAUGUCAGUGUACUGGAAAGCCUCAGUCUCUUAUCUGAAACCCCGGAUUCAUUCUGUUUAGAUGAAAUCCUACGCAGUCAUCAGUAUAGCUUACUGCUUCUUUUCUACUUUGCUUUUAGUCAAGAAGACAGAUUUGUUCCAGAAACAGAGCUAUUCUCAGCUAUAAGAAGCUUCCUUCUGUCAGUCCAGAGCCAAGGAGACUCUCCACCCCCUUAUGUCUGCAAAGCUGUUUUGUAUCUUUUGGCAAGCUGUCAGGACAAGACUGAAGAAGCUUUAGACUUGGCUUCACUUGCUACAAUAAGGAGGCUCCUGGAUGCUAUAGCUGAUUUCAGCCUGGUAUAUGUCCAUCAUCCACAUCUUCUUAAAUUCUUUUUACACUAUCCUGAGCUUAUGGGAAAAUAUGGUCACCGUAUCCUCCAACUUUGGUUUUUCUACGAAGACUACAGCCAAAUUGAAUCUGAAAAUGCUGUUACAAAGGAUGCUGCUGACUUUUCUGACCCUACCAACAAUUUUAGAAGUUUACUUUGUAUGCUAAAGGGCAAUCCUAAUGCUUUACUUCUCUUGCUGGACCUGCUGUGCUUUGGCACUACUGAAGUGGUUCAGAAAGUCUUAAUUACACUGAAGACUUUUUUGAAAGUAGAUGAGGAUGUCUAUAUCUGUGAUCUUCUUCGAAGUCAAUUUCUACAGAUUUUGCAGAAGUUUCUUGUAGAAAAUAGUUCCUGCACUUUACAAGUAAACCAGACCCUGCCACUUUUGUUAAACGUCCUCUUCCUGGUACAGUUGAGGUAUGCUGCAGACAGAGAGCUGGACAGCAUAGAUUUCAGAUUGCUCCAUCUGGUCAGCAAUUUAUCUGGGAGAUGCAGCCCAACAGACCUUGAAAUUCUUCAGCCGUCCCUGAACUUCUUGUACUGGAGCCUCCAGCAAACAACACGUUCCAGUCAGCAACAGGUGGUGGCAAUGUUGUUUUCCAAUAUACCUUUGCUGGAGUUACUAGAGAAAAUUCUCUAUUGCACUUGGAUGCCAGCCUUCCCCUCUGAACCUGCUUUCUCUUCAUCCGAUGAAGCACUUCUCUGCUCUGCUUGGCUGCUGACAGCUUCCCUCUUGACCCAACAACAUGUUUACAAUACAGAGGUUCGUUAUACCAUCUGUCUUGAUGCUGACAAGGUCUUUCAUGCACUUGCCUUUAGGAGGAGGAAGUCCAUAUUAUUCUUUGUCAGUAUUCUUCAGUUUCUGAGAGCCCUCUUUAGGCAAAACUUCUGUUCGUCCUUUGUGAAAUUGGUUGUCCAGCAGAUAGAUGAAGAUGGGAAACAACUGCCACAGUCAAAUGAGGAUGCUUCCUUGUAUCCACUGGCCAUGUGCCACAUACUAUCCUUGGUUAUCCAUCUGCAGAACCUACUGAUCCAGAAGGAUCUUUUGCUAUCACAAACUGUCCUUGGCUGUCUUGAAAUUUUAUUGGGAUAUCUGCACUCAAAGAAUGAGAGUAUUGCAUGUCAUGUUGUCUCACAACCGUGGAAUAAAUUCCUGCUGAUCACACUUCUUGAUGGUAGUGAAAAUUCCUUUCUUCACUCAGAAAUUCUUCGACUAGUUACUUUGUUUUUGAGGUAUCAAAACACCAGCAUUAUUUCUCAAAGUGAGAUCAGCCACAUACUUCAAGAAGCAGCAAAUACAAAAUUGUCAGAACUUCCUGACGUCACAGUCAUUGCUCUCCGUGCCUUUCUUCUUCAGAUUCAAAGUGGAAAAUAUCAGGUGGAUUCAUCCCAAACUGCUUCUGUACAAAACUUGCUGGAGAGCCUCCCACCAACAAGCCGAUGUCAGUGGUCACAUCAAGGCAUGGUAUGUCUUGGAGGAGUGGCAGUUUCUCUCUCACACAUCAGAGGCUAGAACUGUCCUGAACACUACAGAGAAUUUAAUACGAGAAAGCGAAUUAUUCUGAACACUACAAGAAAGUGCAACAGUAUAUUGAUAAGAAGCUUGCCUUUAUAUUUUCAUGCAAGCCAGCAUGCUUAAAAACAAAGUGAUAUAAUAAUCUGUUCAGUA